UUGAGCGCGAGUAGAAAGUGAGACGACGACGUUUUGUUGUGUGCGUCGCUUUGUGGCAAAUUUUGGUAAAUUAUCUUUAAAUACGCCAGCAGUCAAUUAAUUAGUGGCUCAGCUUACAUGUGUGGCUGCGGCCUGAAAAAAAUGUGCGCGUGUCAUUGCAACUCAGCUGCCAGCAUCUAGGCACUGCAUCGCUUAAAUCAGCAGAAUCAAUUUUUGUGCCAGAAGCAACAGCUGAAAGAAGCCAAAAAUUUCGUUAAGCGAUUUGUGUAAAUAGCCAACAGUGCAAAUACUGCAGGUCAAGUACACCAAAAUACAGCGUACGUCGCGUGUGUGUGCUUAACAAUGCGCGCCACAAUUGAAUUUGAGGAAUGCCUGAAGGAUUCGCCGAGAUUCAGACAAUUUAUAUCCAAAGAGGAGACGGAUAUUGAGCAUUUGGAGCAGAGGCUGGAGAAAAUCAUCAAGCUGUGCAAUGUGGCCGUCGACUCGGGCAAGGAAUAUGUCAAGAACCAGAGCGCAUUUGCCAUGUCCUUGUGGGAUCUACAGCAGCAUUUUCUCGACAAUAAAAAUGCGCACAAUGCGCUCGGCAAGCUGAUUCAUUGCUUCCAGGAAAUGAACAAGUUUCAUACAAUAUUAUUGGAUCAGGCCAGUCGAACGGUGUUAAAAAAUCUCAGCGUAUUCGUCAAAGACGACAUUAACCAGGUCAAGGACUAUAAAGGACACUUCUUAAAGGUCUCCGAGGGCUACGACAAUGCGCUCAUUAAGAACGCACAGGCGAGCAAAAAUCGACCACAGGAAGUCCAGGAGGCUGCAAAUAUUCUGUCCGCCUCCAAGUCUUGCUUCCAGCACACCGCUCUGGACUAUGUCAACUAUAUAACGCUAGCUCAGGCGCGCAAGGUACCUUCUAUACUCUCUACGUUGCUGGACUAUUAUCAGGCGUGCGUGACCUAUUACCAUCAGGGCUUUGAUUUGUGCAACGACUUUGACGAGUUCUUCAAGAAUAUCAGCGAGGAUUUGAACGCUCUGCGCGGUGAUUAUCAGCAGCUGGAAAAGGUCAUGCAGAAUCGACACAUGAGCGUGAAUCGUUAUUGCGAUACCAAUACGAACAGCGCCUCGCACAAUGUCGAGGGGUAUCUGUUCAAGAAAAAGUCAAAGGGUUUCAAGACCUGGUGUAGACGUUGGUUCUACCUCAGUGAUAAUCAGCUGGUCUACAGUGAUUUGGAUUCGCAUUCCAGAAAACGCAGCAACGAGGACUCGUUUUCGGUCAUGGAGGAGGAUUUGCGCAUAUGUACCGUGCGACCGGUCAACGAAGGCGAUCGACGCUUCUGCUUUGAGGUGAUAUCGCCAACCAAGUCACACACACUCCAAGCGGACUCGGCGGACAUGCUCUCGCUGUGGAUCUCCGCGCUGCAGCACAGCAUUGGCGCGGCCAUACAACACGCCUCCACGCAUCACUCACGACCACAGUCGACAAAUGCUCCGAAUGCGCUGCCCGCCAAGCGACGAAUUCACUGGGAGGAGUUUCUCAAAAUACCAGGCAAUGCGCAGUGCUGCGACUGUCGCGGAUCAGAUCCCCGCUGGGCUUCCAUCAAUUUGGGCAUAACGCUGUGCAUCGAGUGCUCAGGUGUGCAUCGCAGCCUGGGCGUGCACUACAGCAAGGUGCGCUCCCUGACGCUAGACGCUUGGGAGACGGAGAAUGUCAAGGUAAUGAUGGAGCUUGGAAACGAGGUCGUGAAUCGUAUCUACGAGGCGCGAGUCGGCGAAGACUGUGAGCUUAGGAAACCCUCAGAGCAAUGUGAGAUUGGAGUGCGCGAAGCCUGGAUCAAGGCCAAAUAUGUGGAGCGGCGUUUUGUCUGCGGCAUGCCCAAGCCCCAGGAUCUACUGUCGAGUGAAACGGCCGAAGUGCUGAGCAUAGAAAGCGGCGAAACAGCAGAAGAUGGCGGUGAAGUUGGUGGUAGGUCCGGCGGCGGUGGACUUCUUGGCAAGCGUGCGACACUCUCGCUGGGCGGUACACGCAAGUGGGCAGUGAAAAAGUUGAGGCGGCGUCGCCAGCAGAGACCGUUGCCCAAGACCCUCAGCGAUGAUCCGAGUAUAUAUAACACGGCUAAAACUGGUGACGAAUUGGACGAUGAUGAUGAUGAUGAGUCGAUAAACAUUCCCUCAAUGUCGCUGAGCAUAUCGCGCGAUGAUUUACUAGUAAUUGGUGAUGAUUUGGCUUUGGACCGCUAUGAAACUCCCGGUAUCUUGGGCAGCGAUCAGGAGAGUACUGAAGGCGAAUCUGACGCUGAGAUGCCAGAAGAAGUACCCUUCACGCAGUUAGAUGCCAAUCUGUUGCUUUACAAAGCAGCUGUUGUGCAUAAUCUACCUGUUAUGUGCAUGGCCUUUGCUCUAGGCGCCGACAAGAACUGGAAGAAUGUACAGGACCGUCAGCGUUCCUUUCUGCAUCAGGCAGUGCUCUCUGGGUCGGUAAUGGCUUGUGAAUAUUUGCUUCUGAAUGGGGCUGCGAUUGAUGCAGUCGAUGAGCUUGGCUACAGCGCACUACAUAUAUCCACGGCCAAAGGACACAUUGCACAGGUGUAUUUACUGCUAAAACACAAGGCUGCUUAUGAUCUGGCCUCCAGUGAUGGCAAAAAGGCUCUGGAUAUUGCCGUUGAGCAGAAGAAUGCAGACAUCGUGACGCUUCUACGCCUAACGCGCCUCAACGACGAGAUCGGUCUGAGCGAUGAGUAUAAUGGCGAGGAUGAGACCUAUAAGGAUGUGAUGAAGGACUUUUCCAACUUUGCUGCCAGUCAGCCACGUAUGUUGCGCCAGCGCAACGACUCCAAUACGCUGGAAUCGCAACGCAGCUCGCUAACCAACUCAGACUAACAGUGGCAGUAGGCCUCUCGGCCAUGUUGACAACUUACUCGUUACAAUAGAUAUUCCAAUGUUUAGCUAGCUUGGGUGCCAAUCGCUUGUUCUUAAUCGCUAUGCUAAAUUAUUAAACGGUUCAUUUCGGUGCUGGCAUUUUAAAAAGAGCCGCCAACUCGAAACUGUUUUACUAGGCAAUCUCA
Messenger RNA from Drosophila montana, 3050 nucleotides. RefSeq names its product Centaurin beta 1A (gene CenB1A). The record is from RefSeq and is a predicted model, not a curated record. NCBI's taxonomy places the organism in Eukaryota, Metazoa, Arthropoda, Insecta, Diptera, Drosophilidae. The transcript has 10 exons. Gene Ontology annotation, cellular component: cytoplasm. Gene Ontology annotation, molecular function: protein binding; GTPase activator activity. The coding region runs from base 343 to 2865 and encodes 840 amino acids.